Nerophis ophidion (straightnose pipefish) is the source of this 3128-nucleotide messenger RNA. RefSeq names its product phosphatidylinositol transfer protein beta isoform-like. Gene Ontology annotation, cellular component: cytoplasm. Lineage: Eukaryota; Metazoa; Chordata; Actinopteri; Syngnathiformes; Syngnathidae. Gene Ontology annotation, molecular function: phosphatidylcholine intramembrane carrier activity; phosphatidylinositol binding; phosphatidylinositol transfer activity. Gene Ontology annotation, biological process: phospholipid transport. The transcript is spliced from 11 exons. Bases 92 to 907 code for a protein of 271 amino acids. The record is from RefSeq and is a predicted model, not a curated record.
UCAUGACGUCAGCAGCAAGCCGCAGUGGCGACAACAGCAAGCCGCAGUGGCGACAACAGCAGUCCGGUGGGGUCGGAAGAAUCACGACGAGAUGGUCGUCACCAGGGAAUACCGUGUGGUUUUACCCUGUAGUGUUGAAGAGUAUCAAGUGGGACAGUUGUUCUCAGUGGCAGAAGCAAGUAAAAAUGAGACGGGUGGUGGCGAAGGGAUUGAGGUCCUGAAGAAUGAGCCAUAUGUGGAAAAUAAUGAAAAAGGACAGUAUACACACAAAAUCUACCACCUGAAGAGUAAAGUUCCAGGGUUUGUAAAGCUCUUUGCACCAGAAGGUGCUUUGAUAUUUCAUGAAAAAGCUUGGAAUGCUUACCCCUACUGCAGAACAAUUGUGACGAAUGAGUAUAUGAAAGAAAAUUUCUUUAUCAAGAUCGAGACAUGGCAUAAACCAGAUCUUGGAACACAAGAAAAUGUGCACAAACUAGACCGUUCUGCGUGGAAGGAAGUGACUGUUGUGCCCAUUGACAUUGCAGACAACAGCCAGGUUUCCUCUGCUGAUUACAAGCCAGAUGAAGACCCCACCAUGUUCAAGUCUGUUAAGACAGGAAGAGGACAACUUGGGCCUAACUGGAAGAAAGACUUGGCUAACAAAACUGACUGCCCGAAAAUGUGUGCUUACAAACUGGUCACAGUCAAGUUUAAAUGGUGGGGCUUGCAGAGUAAAGUGGAGAGCUUUAUCCAUGAGCAAGAAAAGAGGAUCUUCACCAAUUUCCACCGUCAACUUUUUUGUUGGAUUGACAAGUGGGUGGAGCUGACAAUGGAAGACAUUCGACGAAUGGAGGCAGAGACCCAGAAGGAGCUGGAUGAGCUCCGCAGUAAAGGUGAAGUAAGAGGAACAAGUGCUGCCGAGGAAUAAAGCGGCAAAGAGUUUUUAGACUGCCACGAUGGCGGCUGCUAACGGCGCUCCUUCUGUGGCGUUACUUUUUUUUUAACUCUUAUCACUUAAAGCACGAGGUCCUGCAAUCCAUAGAGCAGAUCCCCAUCUUGCACCCAAUCUAUCAUCUGAGGACUCGAUUACUAGACCCCACUACAAUCUUUACUGACUUCAUUUAGAUUUCCCCGACCUGCCGGAUGGAUAAGAAAAUGAACAUUUUGAUCAAGAUACAUUUCACAGCAGCACACUUACAGUAUCUGUUAAAACUUCCAUUGGCAGAAGCUGGACCAAAUAUUUUCUCAAUAUUCUGUUGGCUUUGUGUCAGGUUUUAGCCCCCAAAACAUUCCUCGUACAGUCUGGUUUAACACUUAGGCUCCAAUAGAUACCUCCUUCGCGCGAGUAUAUUUGUGCGCCAUACCCGUGUUCCUUCCUGUGUCCCCCCCCUCCCCCACAGCCUCCAUUAAGAGAUUACUCGCUGCCUUUUCACCUCAGCCUGUCGUAAUCCCUCCAUCAAGCCACCUAUCCACCAGCGCUGCAUCUAAUUAACACUGACAAUCAUGCCUGUGCGGGUCUUUACACAUGCAUGCAGACGACACGUCUAAAACGGGCACCAGCAGACGUGCUCUGAUUCACAGGUGCACAUGCCUUUGCAGUGACUGAACCUGGGCAGAUCCCCGCAUGCAUGAUCAGCCAGGCGAUGUUAAUUUGGACGCAUCUAUUCCUUCCGUUCACAUUUCCCACGCACUCCUUACUCACAACCAGCAUGCAACACGGCAUUAGGGGGAAACUACUUACCCAGUGCACCUCAGCUCGGUGUAUCUUCCUCUUUCUCGGUGCUUUGUCAGUGCUCAAUCAAAACCAGUGCCACCUGUGGAUCGACCCCACCUCUGGACCUUUUUGGACCGAUCUCAACUACUGUAAUGCUCGCUUUAGCUACCUCCCUUGUUUCUGACCUACCAUUUCCCUGACGCCUAAAAGUUGGGACUUGUUGCAGGGCUCUAUGUUGUGAUAUCAGAACUUUAUUAUAUCCUCUUUUGUGUGUCACGUCUCUACAGCUCGACCAACUAAUUGAUGGGCAUGCCAUAUUUUAAUGAGCCCUGACUUUCAACUUCAGUGCUGUCUAGUCCUUCUAAUCUGGUAAGGACUGUCAUUCUGAAUCAUCAAUAGUAUUACCUGUUCAUUUCACUGUUCGUUUUUUUGUGUCGUCAUGAGAAGCGUAUACAUCUCAUUGUAGUUAAGUCCUACACAAUCAGUCCAAAGAGUGUUAAUUCACUUGUUUACAUGCAGCUGGUAAAGUAGGACAAUAAGGCAGCACUUUAAAACUGUCUUCGAUAUCAUAUAUUCAUUUCUUUUUGCCACUUGGAAGGGGAUUCAUAUGCUCCCAUUUGUCGCAGUUUAUCAGACACAUGAAACGUGACGAAUUAGGGGGUUUAUUAUACUGUAGAAUGUUGAAUAUCUGAAAAUGUGCUUUGUGGCAAUUCCAAUUUUGACCACAGCGUCCGUUGCUAUGUUCAGCAGAGUGCAUUGCAAAAUGAUUAACCCCCGCUCUUCCUCUCACGCAAGAUCCACCCGGGGAUAGUUGCAGUUUACCGAACACAUGAAACGUGACGAAUUAGGGGGUUCAUUAUCCUGUAGAAUGUUGAAUAUCUGAAAAUGUGCUUUGUGGCAAUUCCAACCUUGACCGCAGCGUCAGUUGCUAUGUUCAGCAUAGUGCAUUGCAAAAUGAUUAACCCCCGCUCUUCCUCUCACGCGAGAUCCACCCAGGGAUAGAGUCAUAUGAAUCGCUUCCGUACUGUAUUUGCCUUAAUUGGAAAUUAAGUAUUAUAUUUGCAAUUUGGUGCGAAGUGAUUAGUUUGUGCCUUUUUAAUGAACUGGAUAAAUGAUAGAUGAUUUGUCGGCUUGUUUCCGUAGUUGCUGCAGAAAUGCACAUUUUCAAGUCUGUCUCAUUGACUCCUGAUGAACAGUCACGCAAACAUGGAGCUUUUUGAAAGAGUGCUUUCUUGCUGCAACGAUAUUCUCCUGCUCUGAAUUAUACAAACUGUAAAGAAAUCAAAUGCAAACUAUUUGCUUUUUUUUUUUUAGAUUAGAUUUUGAAAAUCAGGGGAACACUGUAAUGAAUGUAUCAAAUGUCGUGCCUUUUCUGCCUGGAGAUUCUUAAGUGUACCUGUCUUAUCUAAAUAUGGAAUAAAUUUUGAGAAAAAUA